Oncorhynchus gorbuscha (pink salmon) is the source of this 2684-nucleotide messenger RNA. Its product is annotated as S-adenosylmethionine synthase-like. The record is from RefSeq and is a predicted model, not a curated record. The transcript is spliced from 9 exons. The coding region runs from base 182 to 1366 and encodes 394 amino acids. Gene Ontology annotation, biological process: S-adenosylmethionine biosynthetic process. NCBI's taxonomy places the organism in Eukaryota, Metazoa, Chordata, Actinopteri, Salmoniformes, Salmonidae. Gene Ontology annotation, molecular function: methionine adenosyltransferase activity; ATP binding. Gene Ontology annotation, cellular component: cytosol.
AGUAAAGUCUCCCACAUUCCCUCUCUCCUCCCUCUUUCUCUCUUAGCCUCUUGCGUAGAAGGACGCAGUAGCUGGUACAGCAGCCUCUCUGCUCAACCCGUCAUUUACUAUAGUUAUCUCUCUAUUUAGGCUUUUUAGCCUACUCUAACUUCCUCUGCAUCGUUGAGCUGCUCAGAUCACAAUGAACGGGCCAGUGGACGGAUUGUAUGACGCUGAGCACUAUGGGUCAUUCAUGUUUACCUCUGAGUCUGUGGGAGAAGGACACCCAGAUAAGAUAUGUGACCAGAUCAGUGACGCUGUGCUGGAUGCUCACCUGAAGCAGGAUCCAGAUGCCAAGGUGGCCUGUGAGACUGUGUGUAAGACCGGCAUGGUGCUACUCUGCGGGGAGAUUACAUCUCGGGCCAACGUGGACUACCAGACGAUUGUGAGGGAUACCAUCAGGCAAAUCGGCUAUGACAACUCAGAUAAAGGUUUUGAUUAUAAGACCUGUAACGUGCUGGUGGCUCUGGAGCAGCAGUCCCCUGACAUCGCCCAGGGAGUUCACAUUGACCGGAUGGAGAGUGACAUUGGAGCAGGAGACCAGGGUCUGAUGUUUGGCUAUGCCACUGAUGAGACCGAGGAGUGCAUGCCUCUCACCAUCGUCCUCGCCCACAAACUCAAUGCCAAGAUGGCUGAAUUGAGGCGGAACGGCACUGUCCCCUGGCUCCGCCCUGACUCCAAGACACAGGUGACAGUUCACUACACCCAGGAGAACGGGGCGGUGAUCCCUCGUAGAGUUCACACAGUGGUCAUCUCAGUGCAGCACGACGACUACGUGAGCCUGGAAGAGCAGAAGGAGAUACUGAAGGAGAAGGUCAUCGAGGCCGUUGUGCCGGCCAGGUACCUGGACGACAACACCAUCUAUCACCUGCAGCCCAGCGGACGCUUUGUGAUUGGCGGGCCCCAGGGUGAUGCUGGGGUAACCGGUAGAAAGAUCAUUGUGGACACAUAUGGUGGCUGGGGUGCCCACGGUGGCGGGGCCUUCUCUGGUAAGGACUACACCAAGGUGGACCGGUCUGCCGCCUACGCCGCACGCUGGGUCGCCAAGUCCCUGGUCAAGUCCAAUCUGUGCAGGAGGGUGCUGGUGCAGGUGUCCUAUGCCAUUGGAGUGGCAGCACCAUUGUCUAUUUCCCUGUUCACCUAUGGGUCCUCCCAGAAGACUGAGAAGGAGCUGCUGCAUAUUGUCAACAAGAACUUUGACCUCCGGCCUGGGGUCAUUGUCAGAGACCUGGACCUGAAAAGGCCCAUCUAUCAGAAGACGGCCUGCUACGGCCACUUUGGCAGGAAGGAGUUUCCCUGGGAGGUGGCCAAGAACCUCAACUUCUAGUGUGUGGUGCAGUAGGCAACGGGCAACGGUGACAUGGGCAGCUGUCUAUGUUGACCAGUACGCGACAGCCAUGCUGGCAGCUGUUAGGGGUACAGGGGAGGGUGGGUAAGGUUGGAGUAAGGGGGAGUGUACUCUCUCUCGCUCUCUCUUUGGCUGAAAACUGAAAACCCAAACAUCUCGGUCAUGACCUCGAUCAGAUAUGUGAGAUGGCUGUAUGGCAUUUUCAAAGUGUUUUUUAACAUAUACUACACACCCCCAUACAUGUGGCUUGUCUCACAAACACAACCACCUUUUUGGUGCAAGUUUUCAUUUUUGUUCGUUUUCAGUAAUGCCUAAAACAUUAAGCUGGAUAAAAAAGAAAUUGGGUUAACUCCACUUGUCCUGUUGUAACCGCUAAAACCGCCUGUUGUUAUUAAGCAAAUGACCAAAUCUAAAGGUAGAAUAUCCAUACUUUACCUGGCAGUUACUUUAAGGCCCAAUGCAGCUGUUUUUUAAAAUUAUUAUCUCAAUAUCAAAAAGAAUGUGGGUAACAAUUAAACACCUUACUAUAGUAGUUAAAAUUAAAAUGGUCAAAUAGCUUUUUUUUUUGUGCAAAAAAACAGUGGUCUGAGUGAGGGACCUAAUUGGAGGGGCCUAAUUGGAGGGACCUAAUUGGAGGGGCCUAAUGGAAAAGGAUAUGCAUCCUGAAAAAUGACUGUUAAUGGCAGAGUAUUGUAUUUUCAACAAUAUGAUACAAAACACAAACUAUUUUGACUGCACUGGGUCUUUUAAUACUAAUUGAUACCAUCAAAGAACAUCUGUUAACUACACUCUAUUUGACAUGCUGUGAUUGACAUGUGAAGUGGUGUUCAUUCUUAAUUCCUUUUAUCCAAACUUUUUCUAACAAAAUUCAGGGAAGGGAUUUCAAGUAAAGUUGAUCAAUUAGAGGUUCAAUAGUAUAGUUGAGUGCUUUGUGAAACUUCGUUCAAAUCAAGGCACAAAUACACAAAAUCUCUUUGAAAGAUACACAACUUCUACAUGCUUUUAUGUUAGAACGCUUUUAUUGUAGAGAUAUUACCAGAGGCAGGGCUAGCUUUUUCUGAGCGUGAAGGUUUUAGAGUAAAAUGGUAUGUCGCCACAUUUUGGUUCAAUGUAGAAAAAAACGACUGAGAAUGUUGUGCCAGUGCUGUUACCUUGUCUACAUAACCAUCUCUCAUGCAUUACUGUAACUGCUCGGAAACCAGAUGAACUCAGAUCCUUCAUAUAUAGUUUGUCAAUAGAUAACAGGAAAAUGUAAAUAGGGUUUUGAACAAUAAAACAUUAAAUGUAUACGUCUUUU